Nymphaea colorata (pocket water lily) is the source of this 1050-nucleotide messenger RNA. RefSeq lists its product as uncharacterized. The coding region runs from base 302 to 865 and encodes 187 amino acids. NCBI's taxonomy places the organism in Eukaryota, Viridiplantae, Streptophyta, Magnoliopsida, Nymphaeales, Nymphaeaceae. The transcript is spliced from 4 exons. The record is from RefSeq and is a predicted model, not a curated record.
CAUGUCUGACCCAAAAAAAUCUUGGGUGUAGAUCCUUCAGUGGCUUCUUAAGGCAGCACAUGAUCAUAAGAAGGAGGCUAGCAAUGGGAGUAAGGUAUCUCUAACAGAAGCAAGAUCCAAGGAUGUUGUUUUGUUUAACACGGCCGGCGCAUCCAUAGACUCAGAAGAAUACCGAGAACAAAGUGCAGAAGAAGAAGACGAAGGAAAGUGCAACAAAUCAGAUAUCUUUCUCAAGAAGGGGAUCCCUAACAGCUCCACUUUCUUCUACAGCAGACUGACUUUGAAGCAACUUUUGAUACCAAUGGGAGCAGACCUCAUCAACAUCACCAUGGGCCACAACUGCAUGGCAGAGUUUCGUCAUGUCGGUGGUAAGGUUUUGCCUGUGUGUGAUGCAAGUGCACCUUCAUCUGCUCAGACAGAUCAUGGAAAGAACAGGUCAAAGAAGAGCAACUUUGGAAAUGAAUGCCCACACAAGAACAAUUCCCACAAGGAGGGAGAGAAGAGAAGAGCAUUGUCAAAGAUGAAGGAGCUAAUUCGCUGGGCAGCAUCAUCUAACCCUGACAAAGGGGGAAGCAAACGCUGGAAGGUUCUGUACUUCCGGAACCGAGGAGCGCUCAGAGGCCGCUGUGACGAUGAAUUAGCGUCAGAUUCAAGCAAAAUGAGCUUCAAGUUUGAUGUUGGCAGCCGCUCUGCCUCAUCUGCCUGCUCCCCCAUUUCUGUAAGGAGUGAAAGAAUGAUCACAAGACACUCAUCUCUUCCCCCAGCCAAAGUUUCAAUCUCUGCAUGCAGUGUGGACGAGUGCAUGGUCAUGAAGAGAGAGAACUGGAUCACUACAGACUCAGACUUUGUGGUGCUUGAAUUAUGAACAGACGAGUGCACAAGAUGGAGGGAAGCGGACGAAAAGAUUGCAGUGCAGAAAUUUAAAUUUAGGCUUCAACAAAAUUUAGCUUUGUGAUUGAUAUCAUUACAUGUUUAGGAUGCUAAUUAAGUUGGGGAUACUAGUAGUAGGAGGUCAAAUCAUCUCUUUUGAGAGGAUGAUGAUGAAUUUUC